AUGUCUAUCACUGUAAAAAAAAGAUACGAAGUAGAUGGUUAUUAAAUUAUUAACAGAGGGAACUACAGCUAUGUGUUUCAUUGCAAAGAUAAGGAAAAUUAAGAAUUGAAAUUAGCUGCGAAGGUAAUCAUCAUAUUUUGAUAUCUAGAAAAUCUCAUUAGCUUCAAUGGGCAUAAAUAAAUCUCUAUAAGAAUACGAAAUAUUAGACUCAUUAUAAGUAUUCCUAAACCCACACAUUGUAAAAUGUUAUGAUAUUGAAUAAAUUGGCGACGAUGUAUUUAUUAUUUUGGAAUUGUGUGAAUUGGGAGAUUUGAGUAAGAAAAUUUAUGAAAUGAGAUAAAAAAACUAACGAUUCACGGCUGAAUAGAUUUUGGAUUUUAUUAUUCAGGUCGUAGAUGGCGCAUUUCUUCUUUAUAAAAAAAAGAUUUUUCACAGAGAUAUUAAACCAUAAAACAUUCUAUUAACAAUGGAUUCUAACAAUAAUCUCAUAUACAAAGUAAUUUUAUUUUAUACUUAGAUUUGUGACUUUGGAUCAGCCAGAUUUGUUCAGGAUAUGGGAUAGGCAUAAAAUUUCACAAAAUAUCUCACACCUUUAUAUCAAUCUCCUGAAAUUUCAAUCUAAUAAAUAUUUUCUCCUAAAUCAGACAUCUUCUCAUUUGGAUUAAUUAUAUACGAAUUAUGUUUCUUAAAACUUCCAUAUAUAACUAAAGAGGAGCAAUAACCUUUCUUCAAUUAACUGAAGGAUGAAAAAUUCUAAUUUGAUUUGAGUACUAUUGAGGGUUCUAAUGAAUAGAUAAAUUUAAUUAAAUUGAUUAUAGAAUAGACGAUAGUGUACAAAUAAGAAAAUAGAAUAAAUUGGGAAGACUUAUAUGCAAUAACUACAGAUUUUAAAUAAUAUUCAUAAACCAUAUAUGAAUAACAAAAUGCCGAAAAUUUUUGUUAUACUAUAGCUAAAUAACAUGUUAAUUUGUUAAUGAAAAAAUCUUAAUUGGUUAAUGUUCUGAUGCUUGAAUUCUAAAAUUGUUUGUAACUAUAUAUUUUAUUUUAGUUAACUAAAUAUACUUGAUAUUUCCUUGAAUAUUUUCAAAUUAGCUUUUACUACGCUAGCCUGUUGUAAACAUUUAUUGUGUAUGUCAAUUAUUUCCUUUAUGGAGGGUAAUUACAAAAAUCUAAGUUCAAAUCUCAAAAAAAUAAUAAAAGAAGAGAGGUUUUAAGAAUUAUCUGGAAUUUACAAACAAAAAUUCAAAUAAGAUCCUGAUAUCAAAUUUAAUUUUGAUGAUAUUAACAUAAAGAAGUUUAAUUAUGCUUUGGAUGUAAUUAUAUUUGUAAAAAAUUAAUAGAUGGCCCAUUUUUAAAUUAAUUGGAUAAAUGAUAUAAACAAAAAUUAUCAGAACUAAUUUAAGGAUUUACAUGAUCAUUUCAUUCAGUUUGCUGCAUUUGCUAAAAAUAUAGGAUCUUCUUCAAAUUAUGAAGACUAUAUAUAUUUAUGGAAUGACCUAUUUUAAACACAAAUAGAACCAAAAAUUCCUUAAAACAAUUAAUAAGGAAACUUAAAUAUGUAAAUUUAAGAAUUAUUUAAUUAUAAAUAGAUUUUUAGCUUUAAAUAGAAGUUUUAGCAUAAGUGA
Molecule: messenger RNA, 1625 nt
Organism: Paramecium octaurelia
Lineage: Eukaryota; Ciliophora; Oligohymenophorea; Peniculida; Parameciidae
Source: the annotation of a GenBank genome assembly